CUAUAAUAUUUAGAUAUUAUUUUAAUUUAAAAUAAAUGGAGUAUUGUGAUUUUUGUAGAGCUGUAUUGAAUUAGAGAUAUUUAUUGGAUGACUAGUUUGCGAGAUUCUAAAAUGAAUUGGAAUUAGUUGAUACAUAAUCGAAAUUGUUAAAAGAGGAGAAUGGAUUAUUAAAGAGUAACAUUAAAGUGCCUAAUAAAUCAAGACGUAAAAACAAUAGGACGAAGGUCGAAUUUGAAUAGUGUUAAAAGGAAAUUGAAAAAUUGCAAAGGAUAAUCUAACAUAAAGAUAUGAUUAUCCAGAGCCAAGUACGAUGUGAUAUAAUUAGUGAAAGCUCAAUUAUAGAUACCGACAAAGUGAAGAAGAAGGUGAAUCUUUGA
Molecule: messenger RNA, 377 nt
Organism: Paramecium sonneborni
Lineage: Eukaryota; Ciliophora; Oligohymenophorea; Peniculida; Parameciidae
Source: the annotation of a GenBank genome assembly